GAGAGAGAGAGAGAGAGAGAGACUUUGUUUUUACAGUUUAGUGCUCCAAAGGAACGCGUCUUACGGACGUUCCUUAGCAACGAAGUUGUUUUCUCUCUAUCCCUCUCUCGGCCGUUCCCUACAGUGAAGAUGGCUAAAUUCGUUGUUGCGGGUGGAGAUACAAAAAAGAGGCAAAAGACAAUCCCUGCCAGGAGCUUAUGAUCCAAUGAGGGAGAUAACAAGCAAACAAACAAGUUAAAUACAGGAUAAAAAGGAAAUAAGAAAGAAAUUAAAAGGAGUGAAGAAAAGCUUCCUAUAGAAGAUGGGAUUUUAACUGACACUGAAAGGAAGUUAUGGAGGUAAAGCAGAUUGCCCAUACUUUGCUAAGGCAGAACUGCUGGCAGAUUAUCUGCAGAAAAAUCUACCUGAUUUCCAGAUACACAAAAUUAUUCAACACCCUGAUAUUUGGGAGGUCUCCCAAACUCUGAGCAAGACCUGGCAAUAUAUGCAUCAAUCUCAUCAUCUGUGGGGACAGCCUUGGAGAACGUACUUCUAAAAAAGGGUAACUUAUCCACAGCAUUCAAAGUUUCUCCAUUUUUUAUGAUCAAUGGUUCUGAUAUGGGGGUAUAGACUUCCUCUAGACACCCCAAAACCCCAGAUUGUGUGCUAGGUCAGAGUGUACAUAAAAUACUCAUUUUUAUUUGAAUUCCUGCAAUGCUAGGGAAGGUGACUUUGAGCCCCUCUGGCCUUUCCCUUCAUUCUUGAUGAGCACAGAUAAGCACAUCCCAGCUUGCUCCUGAUAUGCAUCUAUUUUAUAUCCAGAUAUCUGAUUACCCUCUAAACUGCACAAUUCACCCACUUUUGACUUUGAGUCGUGGGACAUAACCACAUGACCCAUCUCAGGUUCCAGAGACCCAGUACAUCAUCCUUUCUCUAGUCAUGUAGGCCCUGUUGCUAAAAGGGUAUAAAAAACCCUAAACCCCAUCUCCUAGGGGAGGCAGUAUUCCAUCUGAACACUGUUUCCCAGCCUUUCACCUGGCUUCCAAAUUAAUACAUUUCUCUUUUUAAUUUUAAGCUAAGUUUUGGAAUAUUAUAUUCUUGUAAAGGGUAGCCUAUCCCCAACCUGGGGUUUCAUCUCAUAGCUCUCCCACAACAGUUCUAUGUAUGAAUGGUACAGUGCUGGCUGGUGGAAGACCUCUGUUUUCUUGGUGUUGUCAGGCCAAAAUUAACACAGGCAGCAGUUUCAGAGGCCACAUUGAGUAAACAAUUAUCUUUGAACAAAAAGUCAAGUACCAAUGUCCUCUCCACUUUGGUUUUGGCUUGAAGCCUUUUCAAAUGAAAUAGUUUAACAUCAGUUUGAAAACUGAUCUUGAUGCUAUUUUUGUCCUCACUGAGGGUAUCUGACAACAUCUCAGAGAACAUCAUGCCAAAGAGCAUGGGAGCAAGCAUAUAACACUACUUCACUCUGUUGGUGCCUGGGAAAGUAUGAGAGCAUUGUCCUUCAUCCAGAAUCCAUCUAAAUAUUUGCAUUCAGCGAAAGCAACAGCUCUGAAGAUGACUGUGGAGAAUCAGUGUUAACAGGAUAGAGCUUUUCUCUGUGUGUGAACAGAUUAUUGCUGACCUGGAGGGAAAACUGACAAUGGCUACAGGAUAUAUGUAAGAAGAAUCAAUGGAGUCACAAACGCUCUCCUAUAAUUUGGAGAGAGUUGUUAGACCGUGGAGGAAAGGGUAUUCUUCUGGGAGGAUUUAAUGAGUUCAUGGAGCAUAUUGAGCUUUACUAUGGGAUUACCUCAAAGAUGAUGACUGAUGAUAUGUUGCUCAUUGCUGACGAGAACAUGGAGACACAUAUAGAAAUUGAGCAGGAAGAGAAAGAGCUCAAAGAAAUGAUCAAUCCUCUACAGGUCUGGAUCACCGGUGCAUCUUGUCCUACAUGCUACCACCUAAUUCCAAUCCUGGCAAGUGGAGAAGUCUUUGGGUUGGAGGAAGAAAUUAGCAUCAAUCUAUUAAGCAGUACCUACAACGAAGACAACCUCAGGGGCCUUGUGAUGGAGAGUGAAGACCUGGCAUUGCCUCUUCUGCGGAAUAUCUCCUUGUGCACAGAAAUCAAUGAGGCAUUUUUGGAGGCUCAUGUUAUUGUCAUACUAAAUGACAUUAUUGAAGAUGAGUCUGAGCCUCUAGAAGAUAGAAUUAGGGAUAGGUUUCCUAUAUGUCAAUUAUAUGGAUCCCUGAUUGACAAAAAUGCUAAUGAAAAUGUGAAAGUUAUUGUGGCAGGAAAGACCUUCCUAAAUCUCACCACCAGCUUGAUCAUACAACAUACACCUUCUGUGAAUCCGCGGAACAUCAUUGCUGUGGCCAUGAUUGUUGAAAAUGAAGCAAAAGCCAUGUUGGCCAGAAAAUUGAAAGCACCAGCUUCAGAUGUCAAAGAUGUGAUAAUUUGGGGCAAUAUUACUGGCUUUCGUUAUAUUGACCUGAAGAAAGCAAAAAUUUUCAAAUAUAACAGUGCUAUUUGGGGACCUCCAAACUAUUCACGUUUUCUGUUACAGCUGAUAUUUGAUAGUGAAUGGAUUCGCAAAGAAUUUGUGGCCUCCCUUAAUGCCUGGAGUUUGAAAGAGCAUUUCCAAAAGGCUAUUCCAUCAGCACACUGUAUAGCCACUAUGCUGACAUUCUGGUUCCACGAUUCCCCUCCAGGAGAGUUUUUUUCUGUAGGAAUAAGAAGUGAAGGUGAAUUUGGCAUGCCUGAAGGAAUGGUAAUUUCCAUGCCAGCACAAUGCCAGAAUGGAAUAUGGACUGUUCCUACGGAUUUAAUUGAGAGUGAACUAACUGAAGACGUUAGAAAUAGAAUAAUCCAUGAUCUCCAACAGGAACAACUCGUUGCAAGUGGAGAACAAUUAAUUUAUGAGCCAUACACUCCAGCACCUGGAGCCCCACCGCGGGAAACCAGAGUCAGAAUCCAAAUCGAUGAAAACAGGGCAGAGGAAGAACUACUAAAGGAACAAAGUGGUACCUUAGAAUUUUUCAGCCAAGUUUCUCUAGACAUCUCAGAAGGUCCAAGUCAAGAACCCGUAGAAGGAAAUGAGGAAGAAACCCUUGAUUACUAAAAUGAAAAUGCACAUGAAGAAUUUAUAUUGUUUGGAAACAUAGUAGCAGGUAUUACAAAUGUAUAUGAUUGGGGGAAAUGUGAGGUUGAGAGAUUUUCAUGAAUUUUACAGUAUUUCAAUAGCUACAGGAGUGGCAACAUUAAUGAAUUUUGAGAAGGAACUUGUUUCUCUCUGUAUUGACCUACAUAUUUGUUUCAUUUUCAAGAAAUAGUUAUUUUAUGUAAAAGUAUUAUUAUUAUUUCACUUUAAGUUGUAACCAGUUAUUUUGUAAUUUCAUCCUGAGGAUGUAGCAUAACACUAAUUUUCAAAUAAACUUACAUGUAUAUUUUAAAACAAAAACAUAAUAAAUUGUGUGAUCAAUUGAAA
Messenger RNA from Monodelphis domestica (gray short-tailed opossum), 3443 nucleotides. RefSeq names its product malate dehydrogenase 1B (gene MDH1B). Gene Ontology annotation, molecular function: oxidoreductase activity, acting on the CH-OH group of donors, NAD or NADP as acceptor; malate dehydrogenase activity. The record is from RefSeq and is a predicted model, not a curated record. Gene Ontology annotation, biological process: malate metabolic process. NCBI's taxonomy places the organism in Eukaryota, Metazoa, Chordata, Mammalia, Didelphimorphia, Didelphidae.